UCUCUUCUUCUCUAUACUCCUCCACAAACAUCUCCGAAUCCCCAAGAAAACCAUCCACGACAAUUUCUCUGCAGCCCUACAAUUCGGGUUCCAGAAAUUCCAGGUUCUUGGCCAGAGAUCAGACCUGGAGAACCAGGUUUUGAUCUUCCAUGCAGAAACUGUUCUCCUCAGAUCAUCCUCUCUAUUUCCUUACUUCAUGCUUGUAGCUUUUGAAGCUGGCGGCCUAAUCAGGGCGCUUAUCCUUUUUCUUCUUUAUCCCAUGAUCAGUCUUUGCCGCCAGGAGUUAGCGUUGAAGGUUAUGGUAUUCGUCUGCUUUCUCGGGCUCAAGAAAGAGAGGUUCGUGGAGGGAAGAGCUGUCCUGCCCAAAUUUUUCCUGGAGGAUGUCGGCAGGGAGAGCUUUGAGGUUCUCAGGAGAGGGAAGAUGACGGUGGGCGUCAGCGAUUUGCCUCAGGUCAUGGUUGAGAGCUUCUUGAGAGAUUAUUUGGAGGUAGAUUUUGUUGUUGGGAGAGAGUUGAAGGUUUUUCGUGGGUAUUUUGUGGGAUUGAUGGAAGAAAGAAGAGAGAGAGGAUUUCAAGUUGUGAAAAUGGCUCCUGAUGUCAUUGGAAUUGGCUGCUUCAGGAAAUGUCUUGAUCGUGAAUGGUUUUUGAAUUGCAAGGAGAUUUAUCUGGUGAGUGAACAAGAAAGAAGGAAUUGGCAUCAACUACCAAGAGAUUUAUACCCCAAACCUCUCAUUUUCCAUGAUGGAAGAUUGGCAUUUAGGCCAACUUUCUGGGCUACACUAUCCAUGUUCAUGUGGCUCCCCAUUGGAUUCACUCUCGGCAUUAUCAGGGCUAUCGUUGCGUUGUCGUCAUUGCCCUUUGAGAUUAAGUUUCCGAUCUUGCACCUCACUGGUGCACAAAUAAAGAUUUCCAAUCCAGAAUUAGCAACGACUAACAAUGCCAACGGAGCCUUAUAUGUUUGUAAUCAUAGAACGUUGCUCGAUCCCUUGAUGCUCUCAUACUGUCUGAGGACUCCUUUAACUGCAGUUGUGUAUAGCCUAAGCCGAGUAUCAGAAAUCAUUUCACCAAUAAAAACGGCCCGGUUGACGAGGAACAGGGGGCAAGAUGCUGAGUUGAUGCACAAGCUGUUGAGUCAAGGCAACCUCGUUGUCUGUCCUGAGGGCACAACAUGCAGGGAGCCAUAUCUGUUGAGAUUCAGCCCUUUGUUCACCGAAAUAAGUGACAGGAUAUUUCCUGCUGCAAUUGAUUAUGACGUUAGCAUGUUUUAUGGUACAACCGCAAGAGGGUUCAAAAGCCUGGACUCUUUGUUCUUACUCAUGAAUCCACAGCCGAGCUGCUCGGUCCGCUUCCUGAACAUGGUACGCGGGGGCGCGGAUGAGACUGGGGAUGAUGUCGAAACAUCAAAGUACAAGACGGCCAAUUUGGUCCAAGCCAUGAUUGCUGAAGAGUUGGGGUUCACUUGCACAAAGCUUACAAGGAAGGAUAAAUACUUGAUCUUGGCGGGAAAUGAAGGAAUUGUUGGAGAUGGUAAGAAAGUGUAAACUUUGGUCUAGAGAUGUAAUUUCUUGUUUUCAUCCUGUUGUGAUAUGUUGUAAACUUUGGACUAGAGAUGUAAUACCUUGUAUUUGUUUUUUGAGCAUUGACUAAUAUAUAUUUUUCUGUAAACUCAACUAGUUGCCGUAGCUACUGUCUCUGCGUACAU
Molecule: messenger RNA, 1701 nt
Organism: Sesamum indicum (sesame)
Lineage: Eukaryota; Viridiplantae; Streptophyta; Magnoliopsida; Lamiales; Pedaliaceae
Product: putative glycerol-3-phosphate acyltransferase 3
Biological process (GO): cutin biosynthetic process
Cellular component (GO): membrane
Molecular function (GO): phosphatase activity; glycerol-3-phosphate 2-O-acyltransferase activity
Source: RefSeq, a predicted model, not a curated record